Molecule: messenger RNA, 1101 nt
Organism: Rangifer tarandus platyrhynchus (Svalbard reindeer)
Lineage: Eukaryota; Metazoa; Chordata; Mammalia; Artiodactyla; Cervidae
Source: the annotation of a GenBank genome assembly
AUGGCGCCCUCGGGCCCGGGCAGCGUGAGGCGGCGGUGCCGGCGGGUGCUCUACUGGAUCCCGGUGGUGUUCAUCAGCCUCCUGCUCGGCUGGUCCUACUACGCCUACGCCAUCCAGCUGUGCAUCGUGUCCAUGGAAAACAUUGGAGAACAAGUUGUGUGCCUGAUUGCUUAUCAUCUACUUUUUGCAAUGUUUGUCUGGUCAUAUUGGAAAACUAUCUUUACGUUACCAAUGAAUCCGUCAAAAGAAUUCCAUCUCUCUUAUGCAGAGAAAGAAUUGCUGGAGAGAGAGCCUCGAGGAGAAGCCCAUCAGGAAGUCCUCCGGCGAGCAGCCAAAGACCUCCCCAUCUACACGAGGACCAUGUCUGGAGCAAUCCGCUAUUGUGACAGAUGUCAACUUAUAAAACCAGAUCGCUGCCACCACUGUUCCGUCUGUGAUAAAUGUAUUUUGAAGAUGGAUCAUCAUUGCCCAUGGGUGAACAAUUGUGUUGGAUUUUCAAAUUAUAAAUUUUUCCUCCUUUUCUUGGCUUAUUCUCUGCUGUACUGCCUUUUCAUUGCUGCUACAGAUUUACAGUAUUUUAUCAAAUUUUGGACCAAUGGCCUACCUGAUACUCAAGCCAAGUUCCAUAUUAUGUUUUUAUUCUUUGCUGCAGCUAUGUUCUCUGUCAGCUUGUCUUCUCUGUUUGGCUAUCAUUGUUGGCUAGUCAGCAAAAAUAAAUCUACAUUAGAGGCAUUUAGAAGCCCAGUAUUUCGACACGGAACAGAUAAGAAUGGAUUCAGCUUGGGUUUCGGUAAAAAUAUGCGCCAGGUUUUUGGUGAUGAGAAGAGGUACUGGUUGCUACCCAUUUUUUCAAGUCUAGGUGAUGGCUGCUCCUUUCCAACUUGCCUUGUUAACCAGGAUCCUGAACAACCAUCUACUCCUGCAGGAUUGAAUUCAUCAUCUAAAAAUCCUGAAAACCAUCAGUUUCCUGCAAAACCAUUGAGAGAGUCCCAGAGCCACCUUCUUACCGAUUCUCAGUCUUGGACGGAGAACAGCACAAGCCUGGGGAAAGGCAAAGCUGGUAUGAGCAAUCCUGCACUGACCAUGGAGAAUGAGACUUAA